Messenger RNA from Penaeus vannamei (Pacific white shrimp), 1373 nucleotides. Lineage: Eukaryota; Metazoa; Arthropoda; Malacostraca; Decapoda; Penaeidae. The record is from RefSeq and is a predicted model, not a curated record.
AUAUAAGUACCUAUGGCUUUGAUCAAGAUGUUAGCUCGAAUGUACAAGUGCGGUAAUGCCUGGAUGCUCAGUGAAUGCAUGUAUAGGUUGAAGUGGUGACUGAUUAAAAGAAGAAGGUGAAGGGCGAUGUCUGGCCAAGCAGCUGGUAUGAGCAGGAGGUUUAGAAGGAGAGGGUAUUUUGGAACCUCCUUGGAUGGAGGAAUGGCCUCGUACUGGAGGAAAAAUCUGACGAAGAUGAUCUUAGAAGAGCAUAUGCGAAGUGGCUUCUUCUUGCUGGGCAAAACUCGCUACGUCCUGGGUUGCAAUGCCAUCAGUACCUUGCAGUUGCCGUCAGAGGAGAGAGAAGUAGAUCCCCUCGUUUCAGUCGUCUCGACGCCAGUCAGGAUUGAAAGAUACGACGGGGAGGUUAUCUACCAGGAGAUGAACACGGAAUUUGCAGAUCCUGUUGUGUCUCUCCCUGUUGAGGUGGAAGAAGACAGCUUGUCCGACAUGUAUACCCAGGAAGAUGAUCCUGUAGAAGGGUUACGGCAGAGGAUCUCCAAUUUACAGGGAGAACCGCCGGAAGACAGAGAAGAGGAUGACAGAGAACAGUACAGUGCAGAUCAAAAUAAAAAGAAAGUCAUUAACAGAGAUCCUAUCAGAUGGUUUUCAGUUUUGCCACCACAGACUCUCAAACAAGCACAGACGGAUUUCAAGACAGCGAUUCAAAUAAGUGCAAAGUGUGCCACUUUAUUAGGACAGUUAAAAGCAGUGUGUAAUGAGUACAAGCGCCUGGCUAAAAUCAAGUCAAAAAUUGAUAACAUUGAGAAGGAAUCUUGAUCGUUGUGGUCAGUCUGUGAGGGGUUGCUCAAGGAGAGAAAAAGCGUGCUUGAGAUAUUUACAUUCCUGAUGGUAAAGGUUAUUUGUAAAGAUUUUUAUGGUGUUAACCCCUCUUGGAAGGUUUUGAGUUUGCUUUUAGCUUCGUGCUAGUUAAAGAAGCGUUUGUUUUUCCGUUCUGAUAUGCAUUCCAUAGUACACUAUAUAGCUACAAACAUCUGCAGAUUACAAAUAGCUAUGAAUAUAUUACAGAUAUAGAAAAAAAGAAGAAAACAGAAGAGAAAGACAGUCAUAAUCCUCUUUUACUUUUCAGAAGAUAGCCAUGCACUCUUAGAAUAUAUACUUGGUAUGUGAUAUUAAAAUAACUUAACUAAUACAAGUAUUUAAAGCUAAAGUGAAGAACAAAUCACAUACAGAUAUGUUUUACAGAGAUGAUUGAUCUUUAUUUUGUACUGUCACCGUUACAAUGCCUUUAUGAUACUAAUGAUACGAGGAUAAGAAGACAGGGUAUAGCAUGGACACUUGUAUAACUUGCACAUAAAACGGUAAAUGCAAAA